Messenger RNA from Fukomys damarensis (Damara mole-rat), 3601 nucleotides. RefSeq names its product orofacial cleft 1 candidate 1 (gene Ofcc1). The transcript has 24 exons. NCBI's taxonomy places the organism in Eukaryota, Metazoa, Chordata, Mammalia, Rodentia, Bathyergidae. Gene Ontology annotation, cellular component: perinuclear region of cytoplasm. The record is from RefSeq and is a predicted model, not a curated record. Bases 290 to 3442 code for a protein of 1050 amino acids.
UGGUGUUCGCUUCUGCCCUCAGGACUCCACACACGCGACGCCUGGGCUGCCCCAAGCGAAGGUUUCAAGUGAAAAGGUCAAAUGGCAGGAGAAUGGUAUGUGGAAGGGUAUUCUUUCCAUGUCUUCAAGUAAAAAGUAAAUGUCAUCCUUAAAAACUAAACGAAGUGCCCACUCCAUCCAGAACAAUGCUAAACAGUGCUGCUGAUGAGAAAGUAUGGAUGGGAACAAGAUGGAGUCAUGAGGAACUUGAUUUAAAUCUGUGCAUCGCCAAAGGCAAGGAGCUGAGAACAUGGAUGGAGAGAAGUUUCAGCAGAAGGCUCUGAAGCAAAAUAAGCAGAAGAAAUCCAAGUCGGCUGAAUUUCUGAUGGUUAAAGAAGAUAGAGAAGCUACAGAAGGCUUUGAAAAUCCAGCUUUUAACAUGAGCACCUCAGACCUCUCAGCACAUCAGGCUUCAGAAGAGAAAAUUAUUAGGCAUGACACACUAGAUCGCACCCUUGCAGCUCACCAACAAAAAUCCAGGCUGCCAGUCUCCACAGAGCCAAAAGGAAAUGAAUACGGCAGAAAUUACUUUGACCCACUGAUGGAUGAGGAAAUAAACCCAAGGCAGUGUGGGAUGGAGGUCAGCAGAGAGGGUGACAACAAAGUUUUCUGUAAUCAAUUAAUGGAGUUGUCUGAUGAGAGUGGACGAGAAGAAUCUCAAGAUGGGAGCACCAAGGAGGAGAUUUUGGAUUCUGAAGCACUCACAAGUUCCUGUAAGAUUUAUGAAACCCACAAAGAGGCAGAUGAAGCCAUCCCUGAUUCCAUCAAGGCGUUUGAAAGACAUGCUCAGAAAGACAUAACUCUGAUCGGAAGUUCUCCGUUUGAACAGGACUUGAAAUUUGAAGAAGGACUCCACCAGUACAUUCCUAUGUCAUGUUUAAAGAUGGACAAAACAUCCAAGAAAGUUCCAGGUCAGCCAUUCACUGCAGCCUUACAUGUUUGUAAAAACAGCAGUGUCACGAAGCUUGGUUCCCUCACAGAAGUAACUCACAGUUGCCAGGGAGUGGCUGGAUCUGGCUGGAAGGUUGAGCAGUCUCAGCCGCCUCAGCUGCUUCAAAUACAGAUCAAAUGCAUCCGAGGCCUCAAGGAUAAGGCUCCUCGAGGCUGUUAUUUCCUCAAAGUGUCCCUGCUUAGUCGGCUGGGAGGCUGUGUCUUGCAGUGGUGGCCAACAGAGCAGCUGAGGACCAGAACACACCCUGUUAGGCAUGACGGCAACUUUUACAACACGGGGCUAUUUUUCCACCAAAGCCUUUACAUGGGAUUCCCUCAAAGGAAAGAUGUGAAACCUGGCAUGGCUUUCCUCUUUGAACUGUUUCUCCUUCGUGGGACGUGUGCUUGCCUUGACCAGGCUGUGGGCUGGGCAGUCUUUCCUGUGUGUGAUAACAACUUUGAUAUUGUGGAGGGAAAAUUCAAAAGUCCCAUUCUCCGAGGACAUUAUGAAAAGAAACUUAGCAGUUUCAGGAAAAUUGAAGAUUUGAUUUGCUUGGACUUGGACCACUGGCUGUGCAAUCUCUAUUUUCAGGUAAUCAAACUUCCUUUGCAUUUCGAUGAUCAAAAAGUACAUGAAAACUGUACUCGGCUCUCCCCUGAAUUUUCCGUCUGUUUAGUGGCUGAAGCAGAGAAAGCAAAAUUAAAUACGGACAACCCAGCCGGCCUCUCAGGGAAAACAACCCAGGAAAAGAUUCCUGUGUCAACGGAGCAUGGAGCUGAAUCUGCCUUACACUCUUCUCAUGGGAGCAUUUCUAAUAAAACGGAUCUCUGCCCUACGGACUGUGAUCUUGGUCUCUUAAAAGAAGACCAUGAAUUCCACUCUAAGGGAGGUAGCCUGACCGAUCAUUCAGUGAAGGAAAAACCAACCAUUUGUAAACCUGGAGAAUUUGAAGAUUAUUUGCAAGAUACAUCUUACUUGGAAGAACUAGAGAAACACCAAUUUUCAGUUUGUGUCCCCUGCAAGUCCGUAUCAGGAGGCCGAUGGGUCAGCACUGGAAGGCUGAAGAGUCUACACUGGCUGCAGGCCGAAGGAUCUGCACCAGAAGCUGAAGAGUCUGCACUGGGAGGCAGAAGGAUGGUGUCCAUGUUGAAAUGUCAUACCUUUAUACCAUCCAGGGGACGUGGCUUUGAAGGGGAUAUUGGGACCCUGCCUGCCACCGCACUACUCCUGGCCAUCGUGAGCAGCCUGCAGCCUCUGCUGCCGCAUGCUUCAUCAUCAUGCACAGGCACAACAGGGCCCACUGGCAGUGGUCUGAAACUUCUGAUACUCAGUUCUUCAAUUGCUGGCAGUAGUGGAUCUGGAGGACUCUUCAAGCAUCUCCACUUUGUGAUGGUGUCGGUAUUUUCAGAGUUGCAGUUUGCUCAGUGGCAAAGCCAGGGCUUCUGGUGCACCAUCCUGCUGCUGGCUUCGCUCUGCUUCCUGAGGCUUUGCUUACAUUACCUUGGCCAGUGGCUUUUCCUCCAGGCCAUCUCAGCUCCAGUGACAAAAUUCCACCUUUACCCCUACACAGUUGAGCUUUGCUACUUGGAGUCUUCACUUAGCAUCUCAGAGGAGCUGGCUGUGGUUGUAGUGGGGCCUCUCAUGCUGAACACAGCCAUAUUUCUUUUGGUUCUGAUCAGAUGGGGCUGUCGGCUGCUGUUUGCCUCCUGCCCUGACGUCUUGUCAAAGUUAAUCAUUGCCAUGGGACUAUGGACGGUUCUAGACCCCCUGAUGGUGUUGAUAGUGGAUAUUUUCCUGGGGCGACUUACACGUAACGGCGAGGCCCCUAUAGCGGAUGCAGCCAAGCUCUACUGGGUGUUUGUAAGAACACAACAAUCACAAAGUCUUGCUGUGAUGAUCACCACACUACUUUACAUCUUCCUGUUCAUCAUUUCUUCCUUGAUUUUAUAUAUGUAUUGUCUCAGGCUGCACAGUGACUCUUGGAUAUUAGAUGCAUUUCAGCGUGUCCAUAGCGAAGAAACCAAGUUCUUUGUACCAUACGAUUUGGAGAUUUCCAAUCAGGAGCUAAGUUACAUAGUGAAAAGAUCAGAGCAGUGGAGAGGAGUCGGUGGUGAAAGAAGGAAGGUGGCAGUGUAUGAUUACAUCAGGAGAAGCCACAGCAUCAAGUCCAGUGUCUCCAGCUGUGACCUUCCACAUCAAAAUGAAAUUUCUGUGUCUGCACUUGGUGCAGGAGAUAUUACUUCUCAUGUGUCUGUAUACACCGUUUAUCCCAGCGGGUUCCAAGAGCUGUUCCGCCAUUUUCUCAGACUCCCCAGUGGCGCCAUUGUUGAGGUGUUUGGUGACAUCAGUGCCUUACAGUUUGUCCCCAGCGAGGUGGCUGCAGCUAUCCAAGAGCACAUAAGUGAAAUGGACACAGGACUCAGGGACUCCUGCACUACAAGCCCAAGACAUGAAAAGGAUCUUUUAAAGUAAAAAGAUAUUUUUCCUGCUGGUUAAGCAUUCAAUUCUGCUGUAGAUGAGUGCAUCCAUGAAGAAGGAGCCACCAACGGCCACCUCCUUCUUGUUUUCCUGAGGCUGUACCACGGCGACCAGUCACAGUGCAAAGACUAGGUUCAACUUCCUCACCAACCC